Messenger RNA from Triticum aestivum (bread wheat), 949 nucleotides. RefSeq names its product transcription factor HEC2. The record is from RefSeq and is a predicted model, not a curated record. NCBI's taxonomy places the organism in Eukaryota, Viridiplantae, Streptophyta, Magnoliopsida, Poales, Poaceae. Gene Ontology annotation, molecular function: protein dimerization activity; DNA-binding transcription factor activity. The transcript is spliced from 2 exons. Gene Ontology annotation, biological process: regulation of DNA-templated transcription. Bases 1 to 654 code for a protein of 217 amino acids.
AUGCGAAUUGUGUCACUGCUCACUGGUCUGGGCUACAUGCUUGUACCUCGUCAUUUUGCCCUUUGCAAGUCGAUGCAACAGCAGAGGUGGGCCACGCCGCCACUGGCUGAGGCGGCCGCUGCUGCCCAUGCCGCGCCCAGGCCGACAGCAGCAUCUUCACGGGAAGCGAGGCGCGGGCCCGGCCGCCACCGGGUGAGGCGGCAGCGCCCAUGCGUGCACCAGGAGUACGUGGUGUCCCCGGGCGCCGCCGUCUUCGAUGGCGCCGGCGGCACGCCGCAGGGGUACUCUUCCCCGUCGUCUUCGGACGCGAUGCGGGAGAUGAUCUUCCACAUCGCGGCGCUGCAGCCGGUGGAGGUCGACCCGGAGGCGGUGCGCCCGCCGAAGCGCCGCAACGUGCGGACCUCCAAGGACCCGCAGAGCGUGGCGGCGAGGCUGCGGCGGGAGCGCAUCAGCGAGCGGAUCCGCGUCCUGCAGCGCCUCGUCCCCGGCGGCACCAAGAUGGACACCGCCUCCAUGCUCGACGAGGCCAUCCACUACGUCAAGUUCCUCAAGUCCCAGGUGCAGUCGCUCGAGCUCGCCGCCGCCGCCACCGGCGCGGCCGCCCACCGUGCCGCUGCCUUCGCCUACCCCGCCCUUCAGCACGCGCCGUGGUAGCCCAUCCUCAUCAGCACGGCUCGUCGACGCUUCAGCUACCAUGAUAGUGAUUCAAUAAUCCUUCCGUUUCUGUCGCCGGCCCGCGCCGCGCGCACCAGCUCGUCGUCCUCGAUCGCUUUUGGAGUUCCUCGGAUGAUUUCUGUAGCUCUGUGCGGCUGUGUGCAUGGCCACAUGCAUGCAUGUGUGUAAAGAUGUGUAGUAGGAACCUUCUAGUUACAUUUAUUGUCGUUGUUACCGCAUGCUAGCUAGCUCGUACGUGGUUUGCUCCAAGCUUUUUUUGGACUCGCAAGCCCGU